AUGCUCCGGGGCGCCGGGACCUCUGCGGCGGGCAGCUCUCCAUCACCCCUCUGCUCCCCGCAGGCACCGCUGAGCCCGGGUACCGGGGCUUGCGCCGGCUGCCAGCCUCCCAGCCCGGAGCUCUCCCCGUGUUCCGGGCACUGCCCCCCAACCGGGCAUCAGAGCCCUCUGGGGCAGCCGGUGUCUGCCCCGGGGCCCCCGGGGGUUGUCAGGGCCCCUGUGUUCGGGCAUGGCGGGCUGCAGCCACGUGGGUCCUGCCCCGGAGAUGGAGCAGCCGGCACGGACCCGCGGGGACCCGCACGCCCUGGGGCACCGGCGGCGAGGGACGGGCGGUCGCGGCCCGGCCCGGCCGGGGCAGCCUCGGCUGCGGCAGCGCUGCCCCACGCCGCCCGCUUGGGUAUCGAUGGCUUCGUCUGGCGUCGUGGUGUUUUUGCGAACUACCGCGAAACUGAUACAAAGAACGGGCCACCAAAAAUUGCUUUGCGAUUCCCCAAGAGCCUUCUCUUGAAAUUUGGAGGAGAGCUGGUGGUGAUACAGAGGAUUUGGUCCUUGGCUUUCCCUGUGAUCCUCUCUGCUGUCCUAGCAGGAAGAGGUGUAGGGGUGGGAGGGACCUUGUGCCUCUGCCUUGCCUCCUCGGAGGACCCAACUGCCGAUGGCCUCACAUCAACUUCCCUGCUGGAAUUUGCUAUGAUGUCCCACCUGGAGGCCAUGAAUUCCCAUGAGCAGAGCAGCCCAGAGGCUGCAGAGCCAGAUCUUGCCCCUGGCUCUCUGCAUGCUGCUCCAGGGUCGGGCUUUGCCAGCGAGGAGAAUGAGGAGUCCAAGAUCUUGCAGCCCCCACAAUACUUCUGGGAAGAUGGGGGAGAGCUCAACGACUCCAGCCUGGACUUGGGACCAGCAACAGAUUAUACCUUUCCUGCUUCAUCUCAGAAGGCAUUGCUGAAACGAAAUGGGACACAAGUAGACAACUGGGAAAUGGCCACUGUCCAGCCACCGGCAGAAUUUGUGGAGCCUGACUUACACACACCUUUCUCCACACUAGAGGAAGAGGAGGGGCUGCUUCCUAUAGACCACUCAAGAGGAGGAAUGGAGAGCCUCCAUACCUCUGGACCAGAGGUUGCAUCUUCUGAACCAGUGGACCAAGAGGACUCCUUCUCCCUUCUGUUUUCCACAGCCUCUGCCCGGCCAGGUGUUGUGACUGAGGCAGCCAUAGGAGGGCAAGAAGAGGACUCUGUUUCUCCAGGCUUAGACCUUGGGAGCAGCAUGGGACCAGGUCUUCUACCUGUGCCCUCUACUUUUUCUACUACUGUUGCUGCAAGAUCUGCCAGUUCUCCCAGUGAUUCGGAGGAACUCUUUGAGGUAACAACUGGAGACAGUUGGGCUGUUGGGGGAGCAGAUUCAGAGCUGACUGUGGCUACAACAGGAGCAGAGCUUGCAGAGACCACGGUGGAGGCUGCUGGGGAAGAGCAUUCCGCCAGGGAGGAGGUCUCAGAGGCCACGGUGGGGUGGGAGAUGCUGGAGCCCACGAUGCUGACUGAAAUGGAGCAGACAGUGGAAACACCUGUGGGAACACUCUCUCCUGCAAGCAGCUCCCCAGGCACCCAGACUCUUCCUGGUAGUGAGCAGCACCCCCCUUCUGUGUCUCCGUGGGACAGAGCUGAUGAGCCUGCACUGGAUCCUGCUUGGAAUGACACUGAGUCAGCCACUGAGGCUGCAGCAGCAGAGAGGAGCUCGUCUCCACAAGCUGGGGAUGCCCGCAUGGCCAUGCUGCCAACUGAGCUGCCCUGGGACUCAGCACAGGUGAUCUGCAAAGACUGGAGCAACCUUGCAGGAAAGAACUAUAUCAUCCUGAAUAUGUCGGAUAACAUAGACUGUGAGGAAUUUCGGUUGGAGAGGGGUCCCCAGCUGUUGGCACUGGUGGAGGAUGCCUUCUCCAGGCAGGCAGAGGGGCUGCAGGACCGCUGGCUCAUCUCUCUGAGCAAACCCAAUGAGAAUGACAAGCACUUGCUAAUGACGCUGGCAGGGGAACAGGGCGUUAUCCCUACAAAAGAUGUUCUCAUGGCACUGGGGGAUGUUAAGAGGAGCUUAGCUGAGAUUGGUAUCCAGAACUACUCGACCACCACAAGCUGCCAGUCGCACCCUAACCAGACGCGCAGUGAUUAUGGGAAGCUCUUUGUGGUGUUGGUGAUCAUCGGCUCCAUCUGUGCCAUCAUCAUCGUGUUGGGGCUCAUCUACAACUGCUGGCAGAGACGCCUGCCCAAGAUGAAGAACAUGUCGCACGGCGAGGAGCUGCGCUUUGUUGAGAAUGGCUGCCAUGACAACCCCACCUUGGACGUGGCCAGUGACAGCCAGUCGGAAAUGCAGGAGAAGAAGCCGAGUGUGAACGGUGGAAACACCAUCAACGGCCCCGACAGCUGGGACGUCCUGAUCAAUAAGCAGGCGAGCGAGGAUGUAGAUGUGUUUGAGGAAGACACGCAUCUUUAG
Molecule: messenger RNA, 2481 nt
Organism: Pseudopodoces humilis (Tibetan ground-tit)
Lineage: Eukaryota; Metazoa; Chordata; Aves; Passeriformes; Paridae
Source: RefSeq, a predicted model, not a curated record